AUGAUACAAUCCCAACUUUCCGGACUAGCCACCGAAAUUGGAGAUGUGAGAGAUGGAUUAAAUAAUGUUCAAAAUCAGUUAGAAACCCAAGGCAAAGCCUUAAAAGGACAAAUUGAUGGAGUAAAAUCUGAACUCGAAGGUCAGUUAAAACAACAAGGCCAAAAAUUCGACCAAGAAAUUAAAAAUUUGGAUAAAAGAUUAGCCGAAGCCACCGGAGAAAACAGACACUUAAUUGAAGAAGAAGUCAGAAAUAGAAAAAAAGAAAUUGCCGAAGUUAGGCAAGAAUUAGAAAGUCAAAUUAGAGAAGUUACGGAAAAUCUAACCCGAGCCCAAGAAGCCUUAAAGCAAGAAUUAGAAGAUUUCAAAAACGAAGUCAAUGAACGCUUUGAAGAACAAGAAAGAAAGAUUUUAGAAAACAAACGCAAAAUUGAAGAAGAACGUCGUAAACGAGAAGCCGAAAUCCAAGAAAUCAACAGCAAAAUAAAAGUCACUAAUACUAACUUAGAAAACUUACGGCAAGAAAAGGAAGAAUUAUCCGACAGCUUUGACAAAUACAAGGCUCAAAUCGACCAAAAAACUGCUGAAACUCAACAGGCUUUUGAAGACACUCAGGCCGAAUACCAACGCAAGACAGCCAUCUUAGCCGAACAAAUUAAAGAUAAUGAAGAAAUAAUCAACGAAUUCCAAGAAGACUUAACCAAUGUCCGCAACGAACAAGCCAAACAAAGAGUCCAACAAGAAGAAAUCUUGGAAGAAUUACAAGAAACCAACGAUAUUUUAUUCGCUCAGCAAAGAAAACUUAACCUAGUGGCCGAACAAAUGAAUGAUAUCCAAGAAGAAGUCCACGAACGAAUGGAUAAACUCUCGCAAAAGUUAGAUGACCGCAUAAAUGAAACUCUUAAUCUGGCCAAGGAUACCAACCAAAGAAUUGACAAACUAACCGAGGAAGUCCAAAACAUUCAAGAAACCACUGAACAACUCCAAGAACAAAUCAAAAAGAACAAGGAGGAAACCAAAAAAGCCAAACAAGAGGCUAAACUAGCCAACGAAAGACUAGACAACUUAAUUAAAUCUCAGCAAUUGUUAGACUUUUCUGCUGAACAAUCAGCCAUUAGGAAAAUUGAAAAAUCCCUUGAACUCAAAGCCGAAGAAACCAAAUUAAUUGCUACUUUAAAUCUCUUGCAAGAGACCAAAAAACUAAUUCCAGUAGAACCAUCCGAAAGAAACUGA
Messenger RNA from Paraglomus occultum, 1230 nucleotides. NCBI's taxonomy places the organism in Eukaryota, Fungi, Glomeromycota, Glomeromycetes, Paraglomerales, Paraglomeraceae. The record is from the annotation of a GenBank genome assembly.